AUGGAUGAUAGCUUUGAUCAUCCGUUGGAGGAUACAAGUCAUCUGGAGGAUACAAGUCUUCAGGAGGAGGAUACAUUUCUUGUUGUUCACAAGGUUGUACAAAUUGGCCUUGUACAAAAUAUUGAUCAUGCUGCUCUUCGGCAGAAGGCAUUUUGCCUUGGCCCACUUUGGGGCCAGUUCCAACCGGAACAAAUCAUUCCGCUUCCUGAUUGUUGUAAUACGUUCCAGCAGGAACUGAGCCUUUGGCUUGACUUCGGUCUUGAUUGUAAUGCGAUUCAGCAUAAUGAUGGUUUUGAGGGUUUCGGUUUUGAAAAUGCCCUGGAGGCCUGUUGUUUGGAGGUCGAUUGGCUUGAUGGUUUUGUUGCCCAAAGCGACCUUAAGUUUGAGAAUUGGUUCCAGAAGAUCGUCCUUGAUAGUUGCCUUGACAUCUUGGAGGAUAGUGAUAUCCUUGAUUACUCAAACUCUACUUCACCAAUGCACCUUUCAUCCCAUGCCGCCCUAGCAGACAUGGAUGCAGCAUCAACGGGGAGCAUUUCGUUGUCCAGAUCGUCUUCAAGAAGCGCUUUAGCUUCGCUUGUUUCCCACUGUGCCACCUAUUCAGCUUUCUUUAUAUCUUUCCAUUUUUUGCGAAGGACAGUCAAUUGUUUGCGAAAGAAACUGAAAGCCAUGCCAUCACAUUCCUUGUGA
Molecule: messenger RNA, 687 nt
Organism: Cylindrotheca closterium
Lineage: Eukaryota; Bacillariophyta; Bacillariophyceae; Bacillariales; Bacillariaceae
Source: the annotation of a GenBank genome assembly